Messenger RNA from Penicillium vulpinum, 2169 nucleotides. RefSeq lists its product as uncharacterized. The transcript has a single exon. The record is from RefSeq and is a predicted model, not a curated record. Bases 1 to 2169 code for a protein of 722 amino acids. NCBI's taxonomy places the organism in Eukaryota, Fungi, Ascomycota, Eurotiomycetes, Eurotiales, Aspergillaceae.
AUGGCGCCACUGGAUACUCGACAGAGCCACUCCCUGGUUCCUGGUAUCCCCCGCCUCCCCAAGCGACCUCCGAACACUCUAACCAAAGUCCAUAAGUCAAUUAAGCCUACAGUGCUCACUGAGCUAUUUGUCGGAACUGUCGGAAUAUUCAUAAUUGCAGUUCUGUUUUGGAAGCUUGGGGGAUUCAUCAGACGGUUCAAUCGAAACAAGGUGUUGAGAGCAGGCAAAAAUGCCAACACCCGAUACGCACGCACAUGGUAUGGUUGGGUCUCGCGGUCGACACAUGAGAGAAACAAAAGGGCAAUUCAUGAUUUCUUCAGUCGAAUUUGGAAUUCAAUGACGUGGAAAACAACCCGAGAUGACUAUACUUGGAUUUGGUGGGAUCCUGGCGAUGUGGAAAGGCAAAAGCACAACCGAGAACAGAAAAGAUUUCGUUGGAUACCGGAUUGUCUCCAGAGCUAUGAUGAUUUUCCGACUGCUGAUGAAAUCUGGAAUCCUUGUUUGCGACCUAAGUGUCAUGGAGCCUUGAAGGACAGUGUCUCAAUACCCCAACCCGUUCCAGCUCCGGGUUCUGUGCGGCAGCCGCAAGCGCAAGAGGCAAUAGGAUCAGUCGUGCAACGGGAACCCACAUUGGUCAAUAAUAAGCCAGAUAUCACUCGUUCAAUUCUAGAGGAAAUUCUCAGGGACCCAUUCCAGCCGAACGAUGGCAGUUCUGAUCACCAACUCUGGUUCAAUUCUCGCGAGAAUGCAGCAAGUCUAGCUACUAGGGUACCAACGCCGUUGCACCAGGUGCAAUCAUUACCAUGUCGACAGAGUCAAUCCUACCAAAUCCGAGGAUCGAUCCCGUGGUCGCAUGGUAAUGGGUCCCAAGCUAUCUCGCGUCAAAUCCAAUCUGCCGUGCAACAUGAAGGUGUUCGAUAUGAACUAGCGGAGCCCAGUAGCCCAACGCUCACUAAAGAACCUAUACCACUUCAUCGACAUGGUGAUCACCGCAGAUACCGUGGAUGGUCAGCACGAAUGCAGAUGGGGCCAAAAGAUGCAGUAUUUGACAACAUAGGGGAUUCAUCUGGCCCUCCCGGGACACCAAGGACCGAAUUGUUGGUCAGUUAUGUCUCGGACCCGAGCUGUUCCCUUCGUGGUCGCUUCAAGAGGCAGCGAAAUAGCACUGAAGGGCGGUUGCGUAUUUCGGAAGAUAGAACAUCGUUCACUUCCAGGGUCCUUAUUGGAAAUCAAGUUUUGUUCUCAAAUGAACAGUGCACAUAUACCAAAACCAUCCAAUGGAAUUCGGCCCCAGCAAGAAGUCAUUUCCGAGGAAAAGGGACCACUUCAAAAGCGAGACCAGCGUUGUCUGAUGAAUGGCGAUUCAUGUGUGAGCCAAAACAUUUUGCUCACUCCCGCCGUAAAGGGAAAAGGCCGGAAAUCGACGUUAUUCGAUGCUCUCCAGAUCAAAUACAGCUCAAAACGGGAUGCGCCGUCGAUGAUUUGAGUGAUUGGGAGGUCAGAAUGAUGGAGAGGCUGGAUCGAAAACUGUCAUGGCUCUUCAACGAAUUCACUCCAGGGCAAAAGCCCUACCAUUUUGCCUUGCUAGCCAACCACUGGCUAAAUAGAGAAACAUGGAUUGUUUACGAUCCUAUCUCCAGAGUUCCUGCCGAUGCACGUCGGGUCUGGGGAGAUCCACGAUUCAAUGUUCCUUAUCCACAACCAGAUUUCAGCCCCAGACCAAAGUACCCUGCGUCCAAACGGAAACGCGCGCAGACUCCUCGUAUCGACUCCUGGAGGGCCGCAGUGAAUAAGCGGCGCAAGAUAUCUGGCAUACGAGACGCCAUUCGCACUAUUACACUGUAUGAGGAGUCCGCUGAGGAACCGCCAGAUGGUCAUAUCGAUCCAGGCUGCUGGGCUUUGCCGAGACCGCCUCAAGGCUUUGAGAUGUCCACUGCACAGAAGAAUGCCUGGUAUGAAGGGGGAGCAGGCUGGCAAGAGAAACUUGAUGAUUGGCAGCAAGUCCACUGGGGAUAUCGUCUCCACAAAGCCAUCCACGAAGGCCGAGUCAAUCGGGGCAGAGUUAAGGAAGUAGCAGCUCAAGUCAACAAGUGCUGUCGGACUGCGUCCGGAAAAUUGAUUUCAGGCUAUGAUCUCGGAAAAAGAGCUCCAAACUUUCUCGUCUCAUGA